This is a messenger RNA of Coniophora puteana RWD-64-598 SS2, 1341 nucleotides long. RefSeq lists its product as uncharacterized. Gene Ontology annotation, cellular component: nucleus. The record is from RefSeq and is a predicted model, not a curated record. Gene Ontology annotation, molecular function: ubiquitin-protein transferase activity. Bases 1 to 1341 code for a protein of 446 amino acids. Gene Ontology annotation, biological process: mitotic cell cycle checkpoint signaling; protein ubiquitination; ubiquitin-dependent protein catabolic process. The transcript is spliced from 6 exons. NCBI's taxonomy places the organism in Eukaryota, Fungi, Basidiomycota, Agaricomycetes, Boletales, Coniophoraceae.
AUGGCCCUGCCACCAGCCACGUACGCGUCGGUAGCAUCCUCCUCCUUUGUCAUUCAGGCGGGGCACACAUCAACCAUAGGCGUGAAGCGAGGAGCUUCGCCCUCCUUUGACGCUUCUAAUAGCGACGGCAGCAGGAAGAGACUUAGGGAGGACUCAGAUGCAGGAUAUGCCUCUACCUCAUCAGCGGCGAACAUCACGAAUUAUCAGGCUCUCGCCGAGGACAUCAUUCAGGAGCUACAGUGCGGAUGUUGCUCUGAGCUGGUUUACAGGCCCGUCGUAGUUUCUCCGUGUCAGCACUUCUUCUGUGGAAGCUGUGUUUUCCUCUGGAUCAAGAAUGGUGGCACUAGCUGUCCCGCAUGUCGUGCACAAGCCUCUCUUGUUACUCCAUCACGACCACUGCAGUCGCUUGUGGACAUCAUCUUGCGCGCAGACCCCUCUCGCACGCGCGCUGAAGGGGAACGCAGGCAAGCUGACGAGGUUUACAAGCAGGGGUCAAUUAUGAGGAUACCUACUCCUAGAGAACCAUCGCCUGAACCCAACCUUAACCCGAACUUGGACUACGUUCGCCCCUGCCCACACUGCAGUCCGAACAAUCAGUUUGGCUGGUCGUGCCCUGAACCGGUAGUAGACUAUGCUGUCGAUGCUGAGCACGCCUGGCAUCUGGAUGACGGCUCUCCCCCUGGCCAUGCAUAUUGCGGGAACUGCGAAAACCUUCUUGCUCUUUUGGCACCCAGUACUACGAAAUGCGAUUUCUGUCAAGUCUCCUUCUGCGGAGUCAACGUCCCGGAUCGCUGCAUUGCUGCACCUUUGCUUGCACAACGUCCUCACAGCAUGAACGAUAUAGGCGACCUAAUUUUAUCAGCUGACAUGUAUGAUAACUUCAACGGCAACAACGUCGAAGUUGACAUUAUGAUCGAUUACUUGACCAACAACCACAUUAGUCCGAGGCGUAUCUAUCACGAAAUCAUUAUACACCUUCAGUCGCAGCCUGGUAGCUUUAAGAUCAUGAUAGACAGUGGCCUCUUCCUAGACGUUCAUUCUGUGGCUCCAGGCAGAGACGAAGAUCCUGAUGCCACACGUUCCAAGAUAUGUCGACUUUGCGCGGCAGAAAUCCUGAUACAAGGGAUGAAAGAUUGGUGGAUAAGAGAGCGGGAGAAGGGCGCUCUGGAUCCGGACGUCGCGAGACGUCCGGAUUGCGCAGAAGGAAGCUCGUGUCCUAAACAAAGAGAUUUAGGUCCGCAUGGUUCAGUUUCCCCACCUUCGCUACUGACAGUAAACUACUCCAGUUCAUACGAAGCAGUGUACGUUUCAGCAUGGACGUCAUACUGUCGCUUUCAUUGA